ACCGUUUCUUUUAAACAGAUGCAACAAAAUAUAUCUCACUUGCAUGUGAUUGGUGGAAAAAACUACUACCACGAAGUCUAGUGGUUGAACAAUAGUCCAAUCGAAUCAUCAUUACCGACUUAUGAUAAUAAUUUUUGACUAUUACAUUUUCUAUUUUAUCGAUUACUUCCAUUGAGAGGUUAUGGUCGCUAUGAGAUAAACACCUAUUUGUUGUCUAAAGUAAACAAUUACUGUUAAAUCAUAUUGAAAAUACUUAAAAUAUUAAAAAUUUGAUAUAACUUAAUUCCAGAAGAAUACUUAUGUUGUAUUUUCUAUUAUAAUUAAUAGAAUUACAAUUUGUUGAAGAAUAAUCAUCAAUGUUUAUUAUUUGUUAAUCCACGUGGUAUUACAAAUAAGCCACCGAUGAGAUCAGUAUGUGCAUUUAUUGAGUUAUUAAAAACACUGUCAUAUUAUUGAACUACACAUCAUUAAUAUAUAGCAAAGAUGUAUAUUUGAUAAAUCUUGAGAAAAAAAUUGACAGUGUCUGAACCUUUUCAUGUUCCGAGGAUUAAUUAUUAACUGUUUGAGGUCAUCAACAUCUGUUUUUAAUUAUUCUAAAAACUCUAAAAAAAUGGUUUACUCACUGGUUCCCCCAGAUUGUGUUCUUGGAAUGACAGUACUGGAUCGUGAAGCAUUCACAAGUACCAUUGAAGUUCCAUCUUUUAAUUUAGGAACUGAAAUAAAUCACUCUAUCAUGCCGGUCAUUAAAAAAUAUAUACUAAAACUGAGAGCCUAUAAAUCAGUAAAUUGUAUCAAAGAUGACUUUCUUAUAUACUUGGAUCCCGAAAAGGUCGAAAGUUUAGAUGAUAUUGAUGAAACUGAUCGGAAACAAAUUAUGAAAUAUGUAAAAAAAAUUGAUAAAGUACCUAUAACAAUUCAUUACAACAAUUGGAGUGUUGAAAAAAUACUCAGAGCGGUUUUACCUCAAGAUGUAGAAAUACCAUCAUCCUUUACAAAAGUUGGUCAUAUUUUACAUUUAAAUUUAAGGGACAAUCAAUUACCUUUCAAGAAUUUGAUUGGUCAAGUUUAUUUAGAUUGUGUCCCACAUACUAAAACUGUCGUUAAUAAAUUAAAUGUGAUUGAUACAGAAUUUAGAAAUUUUCAAAUGGAAAUUCUUGCUGGAGAUGAUAAUACUGUAACGACAGUCAAAGAAAAUAAAUGUCAGUUUACAUUUGAUUUCGCCAAAGUUUAUUGGAAUUCUCGAUUAAGUACAGAACAUAGUAAAUUAUUAGAAUUUAUGAAUAAAGAAGAUGUUCUGUAUGAUGUUUUUGCUGGAGUCGGUCCUUUUGCUGUUCCUGCUGCCAAAAAAGGAGUUGAAGUUUUAGCGAAUGAUUUGAAUCCAGAAUCGUUUAAAUGGCUUGAAUUCAAUGUUAAAGCUAACAAAGCUAAAAACAUUAAUUGUUUUAACAAAGAUGGUAGAGAUUUUUUAAAAAAAGACGUAAAAACUCAUUUAUUACAAAGACGAAAAGAGAGUAAACUUGGAAACGAGCAUAUCGCUAUGAAUCUUCCUGCAAUAGCAAAUGAAUUUCUUGAUGUAUUUCGAAAUUGGGUGAAUGAAGAAGAGAUUGAUUUAAUAUGUAAAAAUUCUCCUCUGAUUCAUUUGUACUGUUUUGUUAAAGUUGGAAAAGAUGAUGAUCCUGCACCUGUAGCUCAAUCAUUAGUUGAAGAUAGUUUAGGUAUUCCAUUAACUUCUGAAUCUUUGAAAACGAUUCAUUACGUCAGAAAUGUUGCUCCAAAUAAAGAGAUGAUGCGAGUAUCAUUCUAUUUAACUGACGAGAUGAUAAAAUGUGGGGAACCAGUGAGAAAAAAAUCCAAAAUUGAAAAUGAAAGUAAUCCAUUAAAUAAUAAAUGUCUUACAGAUCAUAAUGGGCAAGAACAAGAAAACGUUAAAACCGAAAAAGAAUGUGUUCACAGUACAAACUAAAAAAUCUAAGGGAAAAGCCAAUACAAAGACAAACCAAGGAUUAAAGAAGAAAGAUUUGAAUGACUUCAAGAAGAGAAGCAGCGACAAAAUUAAGGCAAUAGAUCAACAAUUAGUUAAUUUGCGAAAUAGUACAAUUUCACAAAAACAGUCUACUCCAAGUAAAGUAGUAACAUCAUUAAAAAAAGAUA
Chelonus insularis is the source of this 2151-nucleotide messenger RNA. Its product is annotated as tRNA (guanine(37)-N1)-methyltransferase. Lineage: Eukaryota; Metazoa; Arthropoda; Insecta; Hymenoptera; Braconidae. The transcript is spliced from 3 exons. The coding region runs from base 536 to 1963 and encodes 475 amino acids. Gene Ontology annotation, biological process: tRNA N1-guanine methylation; mitochondrial tRNA methylation. The record is from RefSeq and is a predicted model, not a curated record. Gene Ontology annotation, cellular component: mitochondrial matrix; cytoplasm. Gene Ontology annotation, molecular function: tRNA (guanine(37)-N1)-methyltransferase activity.